CCACCGUUGCUCCCUCCUCUGUCACCUUACCACAGCAAACCAGACACCUCCGUCUCACCUCCAGCUCUUGUCGCUCUCUCUCUCUCUCUCUCUCUUUCUAGAUUGUCGUUGAAGGGCGUAGAAGAAGCCUCGACGAAAGAACGGACAGAAUCCCCAGCCGGCCGGCUCCCGGAGCCGAAGGCCUGACUGACACCAUUUUUCCCACUGGAGGAGUUCUUUCGCGCGGCUCCUGAUUUGCAGCCACGAUGGGAGUUCCCGGAGACGACGUUAUCCAGAUACAGAAGCCGAGGAAGGCCGGUGAGCCGUACGUCAUCACCGUGAAUUGCCCCGACAAGACCGGCCUGGGCUGCGAUAUCUGCCGGACGAUUCUCGAUUUCGGGCUCUACAUCGAUAAAGGAGAUGUUUCGACUGAUGGAAUAUGGUGCUAUAUUGUGUUAUGGGUGCUUCCUCAUUCUAGUUCACUUAUAGUGAGAUGGUCGAAUCUGAAGAGCCGCCUUUUAUCUGUAUGCCCAUCAUCAUGUUCAGUAGCCUUUUACCUCAAACAGCGACCGGCAAACUCCUCGCCAUCACCAGUUUAUCUGUUGAAGUUUCUCUGUCUGGAUAGGAAGGAGUUGUUACAUGAUGUUACUCAAGUUCUCUGCGAGCUUGAGCUCACAAUCCAAAGAGUUAAAGUGACGACAACCCCAGAUGGGAGAGUCUUGGAUCUCUUCUUCAUCACAGAUAACCUGGACCUCCUACAUACGAAAAAACGUCAGAAUGAGACAUUUGAGCAGUUGCAUGCUGUUUUAGGUGAAUCCUGUAUCAGCUGUGAACUUCAAUUGGUUGGGCCUGAAUAUGAGAGCCAUCAGGGUAUCUCCUCUCUUUCUCCUAUGGUUGCUGAAGAGCUUUUCAGAUGUGAACUGCUGGAUAACGAAGUUCGGUCACAAGCUCUAAGCCCAGAUUUGACUAAACUGAAGAAGACUAGUAUCACGAUGGACAAUUCCUUGAGUCCUGCUCAUACUUUACUGCAAAUACACUGUGUGGAUCAUAAGGGCCUCCUCUAUGACAUCAUGAGAACUUUAAAAGACUGCAACAUCCAGAUAGCUUAUGGUCGGUUUUCUUCAAGUACUAAAGGCUAUCGCGAGCUGGAUCUUUUUGUUCAACAAAAGGAUGGAAAGAGAGUUCUUGAUACGGAGAAGCAGAGUGCACUAAGUGCUCGUCUGAAAUUGGAAAUGCUUCAUCCUCUGCGUGUCAUCAUCUCAAAUAGAGGUCCUGAUACCGAGCUUUUAGUUGCUAACCCUGUCGAGUUAUCUGGGAAGGGAAGACCGCGAGUUUUCUAUGAUGUAACCCUUGCUCUCAAGAUUCUUGGCAUCUGCAUUUUCUCGGCGGAAAUUGGAAGACAUUCGACAUCAGAUCGUGAAUGGGAGGUUUACAGAUUCCUCCUGGAUGAGAAUUGCGCAUAUCAGUUGAUGAGGACUGCAGCCCGAAAUCAGAUUGCAGACAGAGUGCGACGAGCGUUGAUGGGCUGGUGACUGAAUUCUCAGUCUUCGAGCCUCGAAUCCGUGUCUAAAAUUAGCAUGCCUUGCAUUGGGGGUUUGACUCGAUUGUACAGUUUAUAGUGGUUCGGGUUUCUCCUUGUGCUGAGUUUCUCUGUUUGCAAUUCCUGUUUCCGAACCGUUUCCUGUAUGAGAAGAGAGUAUUGUAAUGCGACUGUGUUGUGCCAUUCUCUCUUCAUUUCA
Molecule: messenger RNA, 1718 nt
Organism: Punica granatum (pomegranate)
Lineage: Eukaryota; Viridiplantae; Streptophyta; Magnoliopsida; Myrtales; Lythraceae
Source: RefSeq, a predicted model, not a curated record